This is a messenger RNA of Triplophysa dalaica, 1187 nucleotides long. RefSeq names its product methyltransferase like 21e (gene mettl21e). The record is from RefSeq and is a predicted model, not a curated record. Gene Ontology annotation, molecular function: protein-lysine N-methyltransferase activity. Bases 78 to 785 code for a protein of 235 amino acids. NCBI's taxonomy places the organism in Eukaryota, Metazoa, Chordata, Actinopteri, Cypriniformes, Nemacheilidae. Gene Ontology annotation, cellular component: cytoplasm; cytosol. The transcript has 4 exons. Gene Ontology annotation, biological process: peptidyl-lysine methylation.
GAGACCAAUGAGAGGGAGCCGGACACGCUCGACUUCAGAUCAACUUAUAAGGAAUUAUCAAAGAGAAGAAGAGGGAAAUGGAGCAGAAUGGGACCAGUGGUGAGGAAGCGUCGGCGGACGUCGAGCUGGCCGCAGAGAUAAUGAAGAAACAUUUCCGUCCAUCGCUGAUCAAAAUAAAAGCGUGGGAAAGUUACAAGUUGGCAGACAUGGAGAUUAAAAUCUCAGAGUCUACAGACUGCUACGGUGCUGUUCUCUGGCCUUCUGCCAUGGUGUUGUGCCAUUUCCUGGACACUCACCGUGAUGAAUACAACCUCAUGGAUAAGAACAUCAUUGAACUGGGAGCUGGGACGGGACUGGUUACCAUAGUAACCAGCCUUUUAGGUGCAAAAGUGACCUCUACAGACCUGCCGGAUGUUCUGGGUAACAUGAGGCACAACAUUCUACACAACACCAGAGGACGCUGUCGCUACGAGCCCCACGUGACCGAGCUCAUCUGGGGUCAACAGCUGGAAGAACGCUUCCCACGGGCGUCCUGUCAGUACGACUACAUCAUGGCUGCAGAUGUGGUUUAUUCACAUCCAUACCUGGACGAGCUGAUGGAGACCUUCGUGCACCUGUGUUCUGAUAACACCAUCAUCUUAUGGGCCAUGAGGUUUCGUCUGGAUCCAGAGAACAGCUUCGUGGACAGAUUUGAGAAACUGUUUCACCUCCAGGAGCUCUACAAUCUGCCCAGUCUUAGUAUAAAGUUGUACAGCGCACAGAAAAGACAGGGAGCCCCGGCGUAAACUGGAGUUAAACACAUCACAGCAUUGUAUUGAUGUUUUACAUUCAUUGUGUAAAGUUAACAUUGAUAGAUCUGGAUAGAAAGAUAUACUUGUUUCAUGUUUUAUUUCAUUUUAUUAUUCUAUUUAAUUUAUCCCAUUUAUUACAAUAUUCAUCUAUCAUAUGUAUUAAUUCGUUUAUUUUAUUAUUCACUUCUAUUUGUAUUACUUGUUCCUUACUUUUCUGUUGUUUAACCUCGUUAGGAGUUGUAUUGUGACUUAUGCUGAUAUGAGUAUCAAUUGUUCUCCAUCUCAAGGUUCAUAAUAAUGUCAUGAGACAAUGUUUUGAUACUGUAAUCUUGAAUGGUUAAAACACAUAUUGAAUCUGUUUCUAGUCAGACAAAGUUUGACAGAGCUUGACUAAGC